AUGCAAUCCUUUAAUUUUACUGUUGCAGAGAAUGAAUGCAUGAGAAAAGCUUAUUGUCCAAAAGACGAGGUGACAGUUCUGCUAAGACCGGAAAGUCGAACGAAACCUCCAUUACUUUGUUUGAAUAAUAAGAGAUUGUUCGAUAGUUCGAAAUUGGCUAGAGGAUUAAAUAUCGCUAUUUUGAGUAACGAUAAAAACGUGGUCGGUGUACAUUAUUUAAGCGUUCAAGAUAGUGAUUUUUCUGUUAUAAAGUUGUUGGCACAAGUACAUAAUUAUGAAAUUAUUGUGGGGACAUCAUAUGGUGACGUUUCAUCGAAGAUCUCAGCUGAAACGCGGCAGUUAUUGCGUUUGUUCGGUCUAUCACUUGCGCGGUACAAAACAGAGAGCAGCCUACUUUUUGUGGGGCAGUUAGGUCUAUCAUUUCCAGCAGCUUUUGAAAAGGUCGUUUCACUGGAAAUAGUAGAGCCGAAAUAUUAUGUCAGAUGUUUGAAAACACCGAUGGGAGAAUUGUCAAAUGUUACGAUACGAGUACCAGAAGCACAUCAUAUCGACGAACAUGUUGUUGCUCAGUUAUCAGCUGUAAAAGGGCAGAAAAUGAAUGUGAAAUUGGGUGAAGAAUUACCUAACUGCGGUCAUUCAGAGAAUUGUCCGGAAGAUGAAAUUCCGAUGCUUUUUUAUUCGGGAAAAGACAAAGAUGAUUCGCCUCAGUUGUGUGUUAAUGGAAGAUUAAUAAUAGAUCGAGAUCUGAAUUCUGCUGGUCGUGGGUUGAAUUUGGUUGUAAUUGAUUCUAAAACUCAUCAAGUAAUGCGUACUGGACACUAUGACACUUACCUUGAAGAUAGUUCGGCUUUAGUUUUGUUUUUGGAGCAACUCUCACCCGGAGAGAUUGUGGCCGUAAUCAGUUUUGAUGAAGCAUCGAACAGUUUAUCAGACAUGGCAAAACAUAUUUUCUACGAGUUAGGCUCAAGCCUUAUAUAUCGCCUGAAAUUUCGUGCUUCAUGGUAUUUUAUUGGCCAGAAAGGAAUUGUUGGCUACACACCAUUCGAGGAUAUGAAUUUACCGUCUGGCAGUGACUGGGCUAAACCAAUUAGACAAACCGUUUGUGUGCCCUCAGUGUUGGAUGGACUCAAAACAAUAAAAAAUCGUUUGCCAAAGGCGCAAAAUAUGCUCCGAAGACAUUUUUGUUCUCGGUAUGAUGGUUAUGAAGACUUUUGUGACGAAAGCCGUCUCGAUAUUCCGUUAGUACCACGUAGUAGUCAGACUCGUUUGCCAUCCACUGAUCCCAUUUAUUCGAUUCCAAUAUUACUUGCUGGAGGUUUGAAUAUGAAUAACAUACGGUUAUGCUUGGAAAGCAUUUACGAUCAGGACGGUAUUAAUCCUCAAAAUGUUGUUGUUGCAUUUGAUUCUAUUUAUGGUGAAAUAUCAGAUUUGAGUGCAUUAUUUCAUGUUAGAGCUUUGCCAGUCAACAACUCCGCUUCCUAUAAUGAUUUCGUGCUGGAAGGCAUCGAUCACAUGAUGACUCUGUUUCCACAUGCGCCAUGCCUAAUUGUUAUUGAAGAAGAUAUGAUUUUGUUACCCGGUUUUUUGUAUUUCCUUGCGCAGCUAUUGCCACACUUCUUGAAAGACAGCAGUGCAAGUUUCAUUCUUACGCUCAAUGAGAACACUGUUAAAAGUCGUGAUGUGGAUCUUUCAUUCGUAUAUCGUAUUGAAAAUGGUGCUGCAACUGGUGCUUAUAUGGUGAAAAAGUCGUUUCAUGACAAAUUUAUAAAAAAUCGACAGUGCUGUGAAAGAACGAAAUUUGGUUGGCUAAUUUCUGGUAUCUCGUAUAUAGCCGCUGUAUCGCGUGUUGAACAUAUCAAAACAUUUGAUUUGAUUGCGUUAACGAAAGAUGGCGGAGCGCCGAUAGAAUUACCCGGAACUAACAAUAGCAAUCU
This is a messenger RNA of Acanthocheilonema viteae, 1934 nucleotides long. The record is from the annotation of a GenBank genome assembly. NCBI's taxonomy places the organism in Eukaryota, Metazoa, Nematoda, Chromadorea, Rhabditida, Onchocercidae.